Molecule: messenger RNA, 321 nt
Organism: Oikopleura dioica
Lineage: Eukaryota; Metazoa; Chordata; Appendicularia; Copelata; Oikopleuridae
Source: the annotation of a GenBank genome assembly
AUGAUGGCCAGAUGCUGCAACGGCCUCGACUCUAGAAAUCGAGCUGUCUCAAAAAUAGACAAGCUCAGACUCAGGGCUAACAGAACAACCUGGGAAAACGUCACAGACAAGUCCCACGAUUUGUCCCAGAAUGCUCCAUUCACGACUCACUUCAGAGACAUCCUCUUAGACGGAAUCAAAGCGGCGGAGAAUCUAAACAUGGACGAGGGAGCAACUGCCGGAGCCGAGAAUCUCUUCCCAAACACUUGGACUCAGAACCUCCAGACCAUCGAGGAAAGAUUCGCACGAAUGAAUAUGACCAAAACCCGAGAGAAUAACUAG